Gymnodraco acuticeps is the source of this 6150-nucleotide messenger RNA. Its product is annotated as RNA-binding protein MEX3B. The record is from RefSeq and is a predicted model, not a curated record. The transcript has 4 exons. Lineage: Eukaryota; Metazoa; Chordata; Actinopteri; Perciformes; Bathydraconidae. Gene Ontology annotation, molecular function: RNA binding. Bases 502 to 2484 code for a protein of 660 amino acids.
UGUGUCUCGGGUGACGUCAGUGCCGUGUGCGGGAGACGGAGCGGCGUGCGCCUGGCGAGACAAAGGCGGCGGACCGGGGUCAGGCAGCAGCAGCAGAGAGCCGAGAACCACUGUUUUUAUUCUCACCAAAAAGACAACAACUAUUCUUGGAUUUCAGCUGCGUUUCCCUGCUGGAAAGCAGAAUGAAGACACAGUGACACUCCCAGGAAUACGCUCUGACUCCAGAAAGAGAACAAAAACAACAACAGUGCCCUCUUUUCGAUUUUAAACGUUUUUCUCCUACGCCCCCCAUUUAGCGUGCUAGCUAAGCUAACCCUGUUAGCUCCCUAGCGCUGCACAGAGCUGGUCUCCUCCUCCUCCUGGCUGCUUCUCAUCUUUUCCCUCAAAACCUGGACGACAAGCAAAGACAGGAUCUCAUCGACCAAGGCAAGAUAAAAAGAGAGUGAGUUCACUCCCAACAAACAGGCAUCGGUGAUCUGAUGUGCGAUCCACGGAGACAAUAUGCCUAGCCCUUUAUUCCACCCCGAGAUUAUGGACCACGACGUGGUGAUCAGCAGCCAGCACAACGGGGUCGGUCUUCCCCGGGAGACAGACCAGGAGUCCCGGGACGAGGACCACCAAGAGGCAUUCCGCUUCGCCCUGGACCAGCUGUCACUCAUGGCCAUGGAGAAGGUGGACUGUGUGGGCGGCGGACUGGUCGACCCUCUGGAUGGGACCCAGGGUCCGGGCUCUGACGGCUGUAACGGUGUGGGUUACGUGGAUCUCCAGAUGAUGGAGCAUCCCAACGGGUCCCGGGAUUCGCCGUCGUCCUGCUCUCCAUCCCCGGAGUACUACGGCACGGGCGGGUACCACAUGGCCGGCUCCCACUCAAUGCUCCACGGGGAACAAAGCUCCGUCCUCUGCAGCAGGAAAAGAAGUGUCAACAUGACUGAAUGUGUGCCUGUCCCCAGCUCCGAGCAUGUGGCCGAAAUAGUGGGAAGACAAGGUUGCAAGAUUAAGGCCUUGCGUGCCAAGACAAAUACCUACAUAAAGACUCCAGUCAGGGGCGAGGAGCCAGUAUUCAUCGUGACGGGACGAAGGGAGGAUGUGGAAAUGGCUAAACGUGAAAUUGUCUCUGCGGCCGAGCAUUUCUCUAUGAUCCGGGCAUCCCGCUGCAAAGCCGGAGGGCCCGGGGCAGGAGGAGGAGGAGGAACUGGCACUGGAACUGGCACGGGCACUGGCACUGGCACCAGCUCUCUUCCUGGACCUCCACACUUACCUGGACAGACCACCAUACAGGUGAGGGUGCCCUACAGAGUAGUCGGUUUAGUUGUUGGACCAAAGGGAGCGACUAUCAAGCGCAUCCAGCAGCAGACUCACACCUACAUCGUGACCCCCAGUCGAGAGAAAGACCCCGUGUUCGAGGUCACCGGCAUGCCGGAGAACGUGGACCGGGCGAGAGAGGAGAUCGAGACCCACAUCACUCUGAGAACUGGAACCUUUGUAGACCUGCAGGGGGACAACGACUUCCACUCCAACGGCACUGAUGUCAGUCUUGAAGGCCUGGGCGCCCUGAGCGCGGGGCUGGCCUCUACUCUGUGGUCCAGGGCUUCUGGCCACCACUCUGCAGCCCCUCCACCUCCAGGCUCCCCACCUCCUCCUAUUCCCAUGUCCAUGCACCACUCCUCCGGCCGGAAGGUGUCCUCCUCGGCAGCCUAUCACACGCACAACGGCGGGAUGAACUCAGAGACCUUCAGCAACACUCGCAAGGCCAAUGAGUCAGGCAGCCCCACCAGCCCCUUUAGCACAGGCUCCAGCAGUGCGGGAGGAGGAUUCACUUUCGGGGGAGACUCCACCCCAGGGUUGCCCUCCUCCGAUGAACUGGGCUUCGAGUUCAGCGCCGCCAACAUCUGGGCUCCUUUCGUUAACGGUGGAGCAGGCAAUAAGACGCCCGGCUCCGCCCAGCAGCAGCCUCUACGUCGCAACAGCAGCGGCCUCAGCGGUGGCGCCAUCACCCCACGAUUGUCUCCAACUCUCCCUCAGGACACGGGCGUGGGCCCCAUGGAUCACCCCCUAGCCCGCCGGGCACAGAGCGACCCCCUCAGCACUCUCUCCUGGCUGCAAUCUGGCAACGCCGGCAGCGGCUCCUUCUCCGGAGCGUCCAGCUCCAGCUCCGCCGGCUCGUCCACCGGUUAUUCCUCCUGCUCGGCCUCCUCCCUGCCCGGCGGCUCCCCCACUGACUCCGAGGGAGGCAGCGGCGGGGGUCUCAGCUCUGGCAUGCUGAGUCGUCUGAAAGGCCCCGGGGUCGCAGGUCUGGUCGGCGUCGGCCCCGGGAUCAACAGGGACUGCUUUGUGUGUUUCGAGAGCGAGGUGACAGCAGCCCUGGUGCCGUGUGGCCACAACCUGUUCUGCAUGGAGUGCGCCGGGCAGAUCUGCCAGUCUGCCGAGCCGGAGUGCCCCGUCUGCCACACCCCCACCACACAGUGCAUCCGCAUCUUCUCCUAAUGCUCCGGCAGAGCGGCGGGGCGGAGGGUGAAAUACGAGGGAGGCGGGAAAAAGACUGGAGUGGGGCACCAGCUGUGGCAGACGGAAGGAUUCACACUAAUAACUUUCACACACACAUGAUGGACCAUAAUAAAUGCAUAAUAGAGAUGAUGAUACUAUACGGAUGUUGAUUUAUUGCUGAUAACUGUCAAAAAUAAUAAUAAUAACAAUAAUAAUAACUGAAGUUGAUUGAAACUGGUCUGCAGACAGUUGUUGCCUCAGACGGUCUCAGUGAUGAACUUAUGGAAGGAAACUAGUGUCUUAUCUCUCUUCAGGCCUUCAUUUUGACCCGGCGCUGCCGGUCUGUCUCGACAUUUCUUCAUUCUGGCUUCUUCAGAUCUCUGCCUGCUUUUCUCUCACAGCCUUUCCUUUUGACACUUUUGUACUUAACAGAUAUUUUUCGAUGAAGCUGUCAAUAAGGCCUGCACUUUUCUACUCCUUAUUUUAAUGUUUCUUGACAGGAGGCAAACCGUUCCAACCCGACCCCCCCCCCCCCCGCCCUUUCACCUUCUCCUCUUGCUCUCACUCAUGCUGUUGCCUGUAACAUUGAGAGGCGGGGUUGCUAUUUUUUGUAAGUUUGGAACUUUUUUAAAGAUCCGCGAUGUGAUCAGGCCCCUAUCGGCACACCCUAGGGCCAUCUUAGGAAGACCUCCUGUUUCUCGUUGCCACUCAAAUUUAGCCAUCUUUAAUGCCAAAUGAAUGCUAUUAAAUAGAACUCUCUUAAUUUCUGGUCAAAUUUAAUAACCUGUUGGAGGAAUUUGCAUUUCAAAUGUGGCUGCUGCUUUGAUUCACAUGUAUAGAGAGGUGCAGUGACGAGUCCUAAAGUGAGUUAGCAUUUUACCACUACCGGUUCCCUCGUCUCGGUCAAUGGGAUUUUGGAGAAUAGCUUGGAAUUGAGCUUACUUCCGGGUUAAGUCAUCCCUGCACCGCUCUAUUACCCACUCAUAAGUGAGAAACGUACCAUUUGUGAUACAGUAGGAAUGUGUCUGAGGUCAGUUUUCUUGUACGUUUGGGCUGCCUGACAAUCCCUUUACAUCUCUAUUGUGUAUGUGUGAAUAUCGCUCACUCAUGCUGUUCUCACAUCACAUCUCAUGUGUCGCCAUGUGAAGGUCUGGUGUCUGUCCUGCUGCCCCUCCUUCACUCCCACAGUCUUAAAGGAAGGAUUCACUCUGAUCCAUCCAUCAUGUCUGUUACACUCAGAUCAGUCGCUUAGCCUUUUCUAUUCUAUUCUAUUUUUUGACUCUUGACUGUCAAGUGUGUGGCUCACAGACAUAUUUUGGACUCUAGGAUGAGAUAGGGCUUCUCUGAUGUCACACGUAAAUGUUUUGUGCUGUAAGGAUAUGGAGAAGGCUGCUCCUCCCACACUAAAUAAUAACAAGUGGCUCAAUUGAACCUUUUUUCAUGCACUGUAACUCCCAGUCCCUCUUAGUAGGAAAGAAAAACAGCUCGUACUGUUUUAGUUUUGGUCUUCCACCCCACUCUCACAGCAAAGCUGUAUGGCACUCUCAGAUGACACACUGUCAUUCCCAUAUAGCGCUGUCCUCCUGGCCAAAUGUGGUGCACUAAGUGGUUAGUCGUUUAAGGUUGGUCCCGUGUUUUCAUAGCAUUACUGAUAAGGCAGUUGCGUCCUGUUUUGUGUUAGUGGUUUUUAAAGAAUUCAGUCUGAGUUUGCAGUAACUGCCUCCUAUAGUGUUAAUACUGUAUGUAUGAUUUUGGACGAUGUAGUUGGUACGCGGUUGCCGUUAUUGGCCCUUUUGAACAUGCACGGAAUCAGCUCAUAGAAUGAGACAAGCCAUGCCGACAGAAUUAAAUCGACACACCUAAUUCUCAAGGGCUUCCUCUGACUGCACAGACACAUGAUCACGCUUUCAGGCUCACAUGCAGAAGGUAGAACUUAUCCUUUAUGGCAGCUAGUAGCUAGGUCAUCCAGGGCUUCCAGACACUUUGUGUUCAAAUCCCAGCAGCUGCAGAAUGUUUUUGCUGUUGUAUUUUAAACUAUAUUUUCUAACUGUCCCUACACAGCCAUCACAUUGGGAUCCGGUCAGUAGGGCAUUGCAGCCACAGUGUGUCGUCCUCUCUGGACGUAGUCACAGAUCAGGACGGGUCGUAGGGUUUUAAUGUCAGGAAAAAGGGUAACUCUACUGAGUCAAAAAAAAAUGUAGAAAAUGGGCAGUUUCUGCUGUGCUUUGGUGCUCCAGCCAGUAUGUUAACUUAUUGCUGCCUGACUGUUCGUUUGCUACUAAGGUGACGAGGGCAGCAGCUGCACAGAGGAAUCUAAUAAGCCGCUGUCCUGGUUGAGCGCAGCAGUGCACUCACUCAUGUGUCCAUACGUGUACGUGAAAUCUGCCCAGGAGCUGCACCAGGAGUCUUUGUGAAGAUUCUCCCAUGGUGCUUUGGGGCAACUCCCUAUUGAUACGCAGCGUUGAACAAACCCAGUUGGCAGCGGAAGGCCUCUUAGUGUUCAGACUUCUGCGGCGCUGCACUGUAAACCUGACUACCCUGUUCUCGCUCCUGUGAGAACGCCUCCCUGUCAGGCUCUGAUGUCAAACGUCACAUUUUGUUUCUUAAUCGUGUGCACUCAGAACAGAUGCCGGGCCCUGAACGCAUCUGAAAGAACUGAUCAGCUGUGUGAGUCUGAUGAGGCCGAUCUUAGAGCCCUUCUUUAAACUGUCCACGUUGGCGUGUUAAAGGAAUUCAACGUGUUGUAUUUACCAGAUGGUUCUGAUGCGCAUCCUGGUGUUGCAAUGGGGUGUUUCUGGCCAAUGAGAAAUUGUUAGGGUUUAGUGUACAGUAGUUUUCAUUGUUAAAAAGGUACAAGGUUUUUCAGAUUGACUGCUGAUUUUUUUUUUUGUUGCCAAACUUAUCCCCUCCCCCAUUUCCUUCCUAAAGGUUUGAAAACAGGGUUUCCUGAGGUAUGCUAGCCAGUGACCUCUGACCUUUUUUUGUGAUGAGAGGGGGGGAUGCAAAGAGAGCUAGGCCAGUAAGGGGUGACAGACACCCCUCAAGCUGCCGCUCUCCUAUUUUUUGCUUUAAUUCUCUUUUGUAUGCAGAACCAAAAUGUAAAACGUUGGCAAACUAGGUUUCAGGCCUGACCUGUGUGUAUAUUCCCUGAGUACAAUCAUUGGGCUCUUGUUUUCAAAAGCAAAAUGACUUAAUUGAAGAUAAAUGUAGUUUCUAAAGAACAUGUAUCAUUAUUUGUAAGUUAACCAUCUGCAUGUCUUCAAGCCACCUGGCAUUAGCUAAUCAUUUUUAAGAUAAAAAAAAAACUUUUUACACAUUUUUAUUUUUUACAAUUUAUUUGCUUACCUAAAGAUCCCAGACAAUAAUGUGACCCUUUUUAUUACUUCAAAUUUAUUUUUAUUUUCCAUUUUUUUAUUUUCCUUAUUUCCUGUGUACUACAUAAUAGGCAAUUUAUAACAAAAUGAGAAAAUUAUUGAAGAAAUUUUAAAAUUGAAAUAUAUUUUAUUUGAAAGUUUAUGGACCUUUUAACCGUGAGCCGGAAAAAUUGUAUAAUCGUAUAAUUUGAGCUGACUUGACGGUUAUGAGAAAUGUAUCAAGAGUUUUAUUUUUUAUGCUUCUUUAAUAAAGUCUUGUUUUGGUUUCAUUUUUUUUACUGUAAAAUAAGAA